Molecule: messenger RNA, 786 nt
Organism: Caenorhabditis elegans
Lineage: Eukaryota; Metazoa; Nematoda; Chromadorea; Rhabditida; Rhabditidae
Gene: K01G5.10
Product: Haloacid dehalogenase-like hydrolase domain-containing protein 3
Exons: 3
Coding region: 5-751 (248 amino acids)
Source: RefSeq, marked reviewed
CUCAAUGCUCUCCAACCUGCUCCGUACAACUUCUCGUAACCUUUCCACCCCUCCAGUCGUGAAAGUUCUCUCCCUAGAUGCUCGUGAUACACUAAUCACGAUGAAAGAGUCUCCACCGAUAGUUUAUUCCCGUUUCGCGAGGCAAUAUGAUUUGGAAGUCGACUCCGAUCAAAUCAUGGGAAGCUUUCUUAAAAAUUAUAAACGAAUGAGCAUCGCAUCGCCCUGCUUUGGGUUCAAUGGAAUUGGAAACAAAAGUUGGUGGAUUGAAGUAGUUUCUUCUACGCUUUUGGAUUGUGCUCCGGAUUCUGAAAAAGGACGGGUUGAAGUGAUCGCUGGAGCUUUGUACAAUCACUAUGCAACUCCUGAGCCGUGGAAACUAGUUGAAAGCGAUACGCGCCAAACUCUGCAAAAACUUCGCCUGAAAGGAAUCAUCCUGGUUGUCAUCUCCAAUUUCGAUAGUCGCUUGAAAUCUCUACUUUCUCAAUUCAAUUUACUCGAUCUUUUCUCCAUGACAGUUCUCUCCGGCGAAAUUGGGUACGAAAAGCCCGAUGAGAAGAUCUUCCAGCUAGUUGUCAACCAUUUCGAUCUAAUUUCUCCCUCGGAAAUCUUGCACAUUGGAGACAAUUUGAAAAAUGAUUUCCAUGGCGCCAAAAAUUUCGGCUGUAGAGCUCUAUUGUUUGAUUCAUCUUCCUCUCAUAAUGUUGAACCGUUUUAUUGUAUUUCUCGUUUGUCAGAUUUGAAGCUUUAUUAAUUAAUUGAAUUUAAUAAAUAGUUUUAAUUUUUCAG